GACGGAGGGAGUAAUUGACUAAUUUUUCUUAAACUAUAGUUACCAAAUACACGGUUUAUAAACCCUUUUUUCUAUGAACUUUUAUUUUUAUACGAACCAAAUCAAAAAUGGAAAACUAGUUUGAACAUUGUAUUUUUCAUUGGAAAAUUUCAAUGAAAACGUUUUCGCAAUUAAACGAGCCCUAAUUUAAUCAUUGUAAAAUCAUCCCUAAUCAAUUGAAUUGAACACUCAAAGGCUACACAUACACAACGAGCUCGAAAGUACGAAACUCCUUUAUCCCAGUUUCCCGGCACUGUCAACCGUCAAGGAGCUAGAAAUGGCGAUAGACUCCAUAGAGACCUCUUCGUCUCCUUCGCAAUCGCCUUCUUAUACAAUCGGUCAGCCUCGCCACUUCUACCUCGCCGUCGAUCGCCCCCCUUUCAAAAUAGAGACAUUGAUUGAUUUGCUCGGAGUAGUAGGGCGAAGAUCAGGACUUCCCAUGGUAGUGUGUUGCAGUUCUCGCGAUGAGCUUGACGCUGUUUGUUCUACCGUCUCUUCUCUUCCGUACAUUUCGCUCUCCUCCUUGUAUAGUGAUCUUGCUGAAUCAGAUCGUUCACAAAUACUUGAGAGUUUCCGCAAUGCAAUCAUCAAGUGGAACCACAAUGCUGCUGAGUCUAUAAACGGGGGUGGGAAUGGGGAAGAACCCGAAGAAGAGCCCAAGUCUCAUAUGGUAGUUGUGACAGAUGCUUGUCUUCCAAUUGCUUCUGGCGAAUCUCCUCUUCCUGCCCGUGUUCUGAUAAAUUACGAGUUGCCUGCAAAGAAGGAAAUAUAUACGAGGCGGAUGGCUGCUUGUUUAGCUUCAGUGUCUUCAGAUGGGAUUGUGAUUAACAUGGUUGUCGGGGGUGAAGUACUGACUCUAAAGAGCAUUGAAGAAGGCAGUAAUCUCAUCAUAGCUGAGAUGCCCAUACAAGUGUCUGAGAUUUUGUGACGGUAAUUCAGGUCAUCUAAGCGUUGGAUUAUUCAGGUGUAUUUUGUGAUCCUUAGCGGAAAGCAAGGAGCAUAUCCAAUUUGCAUGUAAAGGGGGCGCGCAAAAGAGCUGUUGUUUCAGUUCUGUAAUUCUGCAUAUACUUGGAACGUCUGAUUUGACUGAGCUCGUUGAUGAUACUUAUUAAAAUUGUUCAGCAAAACAGGUCAGCAGCUAAUUUCUUAAGCUUUUGAGUAAACAAACAUGAAGACAUUUCCUGAAUCCAACGUGUUGCACACAAUCUUCUGAGGGGAGAGAGAAAAAGACAGAAAGAAAGAGAGGGGGGGAAUUAGUAUAUUGUAAUUAUCUUUAGUAUUUCAAUUACUAGUAUUUGCAUUAUCUAAGUACACGUAUUCAAAGUAUAAAAUGAGUAAAAUAUGGUAUUUGGCGGCUGUUCAUAUGGAGUUUCCUGUAAUCUAGCAGGAUACUUCAGAAAAGAACUACUCCAGAUAAUCUGAGUAUUUAAAGUUUAUUUAGUGUUGUGGGUACAAAGUAAGUGUCAGAUUGAUGUCAUUGAUGACUGUAGUCUCCAAUUGUUUAUUUUUGUUGGCUAUUCAAAAUUGCUACUUUUGUAAAUCACUUCGGCAUGCACGCUGACUGUAUCCUAGUAUUUUUGCUAUUUUUGGAUGCUGUUUGAUAA
Molecule: messenger RNA, 1643 nt
Organism: Spinacia oleracea (spinach)
Lineage: Eukaryota; Viridiplantae; Streptophyta; Magnoliopsida; Caryophyllales; Amaranthaceae
Product: ATP-dependent RNA helicase FAL1
Exons: 8
Coding region: 317-967 (216 amino acids)
Source: RefSeq, a predicted model, not a curated record